Messenger RNA from Fulvia fulva, 1602 nucleotides. RefSeq lists its product as uncharacterized. Gene Ontology annotation, biological process: transmembrane transport; basic amino acid transport. Lineage: Eukaryota; Fungi; Ascomycota; Dothideomycetes; Mycosphaerellales; Mycosphaerellaceae. The record is from RefSeq and is a predicted model, not a curated record. Gene Ontology annotation, molecular function: basic amino acid transmembrane transporter activity. Gene Ontology annotation, cellular component: fungal-type vacuole membrane. The coding region runs from base 1 to 1602 and encodes 533 amino acids. The transcript has 3 exons.
AUGGCAGAGGAAGAUGUCGAACACACUGAGCGGGAAGCGGAACCUACGGAACACUCGCCUUUGCUGAAAGCACCUGAAGAAGCCACUUGGAAACCUCCUCGAGCCUUCUUCUGGAUUGAAUUGGCUAUCUUCACCAACGUCUUCCUCUACGGCUUCGACGGCACGAUCACAGCUUCAACAUACGCCAUCAUAUCCAGCGACUUCAACGCCGCCAACUCCGCUUCCUGGCUCACAACAUCCUACCUCGUAACAUCAACCGCUUUGCAACCACUUUACGGCCGCUUCUCUGACAUAUUCGGAAGACGCAUAUCCUUCUUCGUAUCGACCACGACCUUCGCGCUGGGCUGUCUGGGAUGCGGCUUCGCGCAGGAUGUUGUCAGUGUGAACUUGAAGAGAGCAUUGACGGGUUUUGGAGGAGGCGGUCUGAUGACGAUGGCAACGAUUAUCAAUUCUGAUAUGAUUCCGUUCCGAACACGGGGCAUCUACCAAGCGCUGCAGAACACGGUCUUCGGCGCGGGCGCUAUCGCUGGCGCUUCGUUUGGUGGGGCUAUUGCGGACAGUGUUGGCUGGCGGUGGUGUUUUCUGCUACAGGUGCCUAUAUCUGUAAUCGCGUUUGGGGUGGGAUGGAUUGUGGUGCGGAACCCUGAGAGGAGUUAUGGGGGUGGCACGAUGAAGGAGGUGUGGGAGAAGGUGGACUUUGCUGGGGCGCUGGUCUUGGUGACUGCGUUGUCGAUUCAGCUGGUUGGGCUUAGCAUUGGUGGUAAUGAGUUGCCUUGGAGCCAUCCGGUGGUUCUCGCAUCGCUGGGGUGCAGCGUUGUGCUGAUCGUGCUGUUCUUCUGGAUCGAGGCGAGGACGACUGCGAUGCCGGUCAUUCCGUUGAGGAUGUUUAAGAGGAGGUUGUCGCUGUUGAUACAGCUUACGAAUUUGUGUGCGGGUACUGCUGCGUAUUCUUACCUGUUCAUGCUCCCCCUUUUCUUCCAGGUCGUCCUGCUCGACUCUGCCGCUAAAGCGGGCGCCCGCCUGGCGAUUCCCUCCCUUGCCACUCCCCUCGGCGGUAUCAUUGCAGGCUUCGUCAUGUCUCGCUACGGCAGACUCAUCUGGCUUGUGCGGACCGGAGCUCUGCUCAUGGCGUUCGGUAACGCUCUGGUCACUUCGCUCGGCUUCUCGGACGUGUUUUGGAAGUACUAUGUUUUCAUCUUCUCAGCCAGCCUAGGCCAGGGCAUCAUGUAUCCUGUCACGCUCUUUACGAACCUCGCCACCUUCGAGCAUUCGGACCAUGCCGUGUCGGCAAGUACAGUGUACCUAGUCAGGUCUGUGGGGAGUGUAUGGGGCGUUGCGAUCUCGAGUGCGAUCGUGCAGACUACGCUUAAGUGGAGGUUGCCUGAAGCGAUGGGAAAUGUCGACAACAAAGCUGAGCUCAUCGAUGGGAUCCGACAUUCUGUCACUGCGCUUCGACACUUGCCGGAGUCGAUUCAGCUACCGGUGCGGCAUGUCUAUUACAAUGGCAUACGCUCCGCCUUUGCGGUAUCGACUGGUAUCAUGGUACUGGGGAUCCUCUUUGCGCUGCUGGCGAGGCCUAGUGGUCUGCGUAGCACGAAGUGA